This is a messenger RNA of Bolinopsis microptera, 2367 nucleotides long. Its product is annotated as zinc finger protein 271-like. The coding region runs from base 1 to 2367 and encodes 788 amino acids. The record is from RefSeq and is a predicted model, not a curated record. NCBI's taxonomy places the organism in Eukaryota, Metazoa, Ctenophora, Tentaculata, Lobata, Bolinopsidae. The transcript is spliced from 7 exons.
AUGUCUAAAGAUUUUAAACAAGAGAUCAAAUCAGAACAAGUGGAGAUCUCAGAGAAAUCCAACGGUUUCCUCUGUCCAAUGUGCGGAGCACAUUUCUUUUCAGAAGACUUCUUUGUUGAGCACAUCAAAGAACAUAAAUCAGUAUCAAAUUGUUCCAUCAAACAAGAAAUAAAAUCUGAAUCAGAUAAACCGUCUGUUUUCAUGUGUCCAGUUUGUGCUGAACAUGUUUACUCAGACACUCAGCUAAUAGAACAUGUUAAACAGCACCAUGAUCAUAGCAGCCCAGAAGUACCUGAAAACCUUGAUAAUGCAGAUAACUUGACGGGAGUAGAACCUCAGAAAACAAUGUCUAAAGAUUUUAAACAAGAGAUCAAAUCAGAACAAGUGGAGAUCUCAGAGAAAUCCAACGGUUUCCUCUGCCCAAUGUGCGGAGCACAUUUCUUUUCAGAAGACUUCUUUGUUGAGCACAUCAAAGAACAUAAAUCAGUAUCAAAUUGUUCCAUAAAAGAAGAAAUAAAAUCUGAAUCAGAUAAACCGUCUGUUUUCAUGUGUCCAGUUUGUGCUGAACAUGUUUACUCAGACACUCAGCUAAUAGAACAUGUUAAACAGCACCAUGAUCAUAGCAUCCCAGAAGUACCUGAAAACCUUGAUAAUGCAGAUAACUUGACGGGAGUAGAAGCUCAGAAAACAUUAGUUCUGUCUCCUAGUGAGAUGAGAGUUUGUCACUUGUCAGUGAAACCCUUCAAAUGUUCAGAGUGUUCAUAUGCUACAAGUAGAACUAGUGACCUUACUAGACAUAUGGGUAUUCACUCUGGAGAGAAACGCUUCAAAUGUUCAGAGUGUUCAUAUGCUACAAAUAGAACUAGUGACCUUACUAGACAUAUGGGUAUUCACUCUGGAGAGAAACGCUUCAAAUGUUUAGAGUGUUCAAUGUCUAAAGGUUUUAAACAAGAGAUCAAAUCAGAACAAGUGGAGAUCUCAGAGAAAUCCAACGGUUUCCUCUGCCCAAUGUGCGGAGCACAUUUCUUUUCAGAAGACUUCUUUGUUGAGCACAUCAAAGAACAUAAAUCAGUAUCAAAUUGUUCCAUCAAACAAGAAAUAAAAUCUGAAUCAGAUAAACCGUCUGUUUUCAUGUGUCCAGUUUGUGCUGAACAUGUUUACUCAGACACUCAGCUAAUAGAACAUGUUAAACAGCACCAUGAUCACAGCAGCCAAGAAGUACCUGAAAACCUUGAUAAUGCAGAUAACUUGACGGGAGCAGAACCUCAGAAAACAAUGUCUAAAGAUUUUAAACAAGAGAUCAAAUCAGAACAAGUGGAGAUCUCAGAGAAAUCCAACGGUUUCCUCUGCCCAAUGUGCGGAGCACAUUUCUUUUCAGAAGACUUCUUUGUUGAGCACAUCAAAGAACAUAAAUCAGUAUCAAAUUGUUCCAUCAAACAAGAAAUAAAACCUGAAUCAGAUAAACCGUCUGUUUUCAUGUGUCCAGUUUGUGCUGAACAUGUUUUCUCAGACACUCAGUUAAUAGAACAUGUUAAACAGCACCAUGAUCACAGCAGCCAAGAAGUGCCUAAAAACCUUGAUAAUGCAGAUAACUUGACGGGAGUAGAACCUCAGAAAACUUUAGUUCUAUCUCCUAGUGAGAGUUUGUCAGUGAAACCCUUCAAAUGUUCAGAGUGUUCAUAUGCUACAAGUAGAACUAGUGACCUUACUAGACAUAUGAGAAUUCACUCUGGAGACAAACCCUUCAAAUGUUCAGAGUGUUCAUUUGCUGCAAGAGAAACAGGUACUAUUACUAGACAUAUGAGAAUUCACUCUGGAGAGAAACCCUUCAAAUGUUCAGAAUGUUCAUAUGCUGCAAGUCAAGCAGGUAAUCUUACUAGAAAUACGAGAAUUCACUCUGGAGAGAAACCCUUUAAAUGUUCAGAGUGUUCAUGUGCUAAAGACUUGCUUUGGUUGGAUGCUGUACGAGGUCAAAGUAGCAUCCCAGAAGUACCUGAAAACCUUGAUAAUGCAGAUAACUUGACGGGAGUAGAACCUCAGAAAACGUUAGUUCUGUCUCCUAGUGAGAAGUGUUCAUAUGCUACAAGAGAAGCAGGUAAUCUUACUAGACAUAUGAGAAUUCACUCUGGAGAGAAACCCUUCAAAUGUUCAGAGUGUUCAUUUGCUGCAAGAGAAACAGGUACUCUUACUAGACAUAUGAGAAUUCACUCUGGAGAGAAACCCUUCAAAUGUUCAGAGUGUUCAUUUGCUGCAAGACAAGCAGGUAAUCUUACUAGACAUAUGAGAAUUCACUCUGGAGAGAAACCCUUUAAAUGUUCAGUGUGUUCAUUUGCUGCAAGAGAGCAGGUACUCUUACUAGACAUAUGA